Molecule: messenger RNA, 2140 nt
Organism: Pongo pygmaeus (Bornean orangutan)
Lineage: Eukaryota; Metazoa; Chordata; Mammalia; Primates; Hominidae
Gene: LPAR6
Product: lysophosphatidic acid receptor 6
Exons: 1
Coding region: 856-1890 (344 amino acids)
Biological process (GO): positive regulation of Rho protein signal transduction; phospholipase C-activating G protein-coupled receptor signaling pathway
Cellular component (GO): plasma membrane
Molecular function (GO): lysophosphatidic acid receptor activity
Source: RefSeq, a predicted model, not a curated record
AAAUAGCCAGUGACCAUUUGCAAGCCUCCUAGGUAUAUUCCCAGCAGACACGUUAUCAGAUUAAAGGAAGUGCAAACAAACUGGGCUGAAAGUUUCUUUGUCCAAACCCAGCCUCUUCUUCCUGUGAUGUCAUAUUACAAAUCUAGGAAGCCUUUCUUUUUCACUUCAGAGAAAGCGACCUCAAGAUACAGCUGGCAACUGAGGAAAAGGCCUCAAUUCAGCAAGAGCUAACAAGCUUGGGAAUUUAUUUCGGAAUCUUUAAAAGACUCUUCUGCUUACCCACCAUCUGGGAUCCACUGCAGGAAAACAAAAAAGGAAAACUUCAUUUAAAAGAAGCAAGAAGUAAAAUGGGACAAAUUGGGAAUGUUUAAGUCUCUGAAACUGCACUGAAAAGAAAAUAAGAUUGACAACUUAAGCUUAACAUUCUGAGGCAUAAAGAAACAUUAACUUUGGAGUAUUCAUCUUGACUACUGAAAUACAAGUUUAGAAGACAAGUGGUUUCAUUCUGGUCACAGAUCACAGCUUUUCUUUAAAUUUAUAAUCCUAUGGGUUGGCCUCGUUGACUGUAUUUUUUAAAGGUUGCUCGUCAGUUAACUGAGCCUUGGAAUUCAUGGAUUUUCUAAAGACUAACAAAUGAAAAUAUUUUCCUGUUGAAGAACCCAGCGGAAAUUUUACAGCAACAAAUUUCAUGUUUCUUUUGGAUAUUUCUGAGAAAAAGGAAAUAUUUAUAAAACCAUCCAAAGAUCCAGAUAAUUUGCAAAUAAAUUGGAGGUUAUAGAGGUUAUAAUCUGAAUACCAAAGGAGACUGCAGCUGAUGAAAGUGCUUCCAAACUGAAAAUUGGACGUGCCUUUACGAUGGUAAGCGUUAACAGCUCCCACUGCUUCUAUAAUGACUCCUUUAAGUACACUUUGUAUGGGUGCAUGUUCAGCAUGGUGUUUGUGCUUGGGUUAAUAUCCAAUUGUGUUGCCAUAUACAUUUUCAUCUGCGUCCUCAAAGUCCGAAAUGAAACUACAACUUACAUGAUUAACUUGGCAAUGUCAGACUUGCUUUUUGUUUUUACUUUACCCUUCAGGAUUUUUUACUUCACAACACGGAAUUGGCCAUUUGGAGAUUUACUUUGUAAGAUUUCUGUGAUGCUGUUUUAUACCAACAUGUACGGAAGCAUUCUGUUCUUAACCUGUAUUAGUGUAGAUCGAUUUCUGGCAAUUGUCUACCCAUUUAAGUCAAAGACUCUAAGAACCAAAAGAAAUGCAAAGAUUGUUUGCAUUGGCGUGUGGUUAACUGUGAUCGGAGGAAGUGCACCCGCCGUUUUUGUUCAGUCUACCCACUCUCAGGGUAACAAUGCCUCAGAAGCCUGCUUUGAAAAUUUUCCAGAAGCCACAUGGAAAACAUAUCUCUCAAGGAUUGUAAUUUUCAUCGAAAUAGUGGGAUUUUUUAUUCCUCUGAUUUUAAAUGUAACUUGUUCUAGUAUGGUGCUAAAAACUUUAACUAAACCUGUUACAUUAAGUAGAAGCAAAAUAAACAAAACUAAGGUUUUAAAAAUGAUUUUUGUACAUUUGAUCAUAUUCUGUUUCUGUUUUGUUCCUUACAAUAUCAAUCUUAUUUUAUAUUCUCUUGUGAGAACACAAACAUUUGUUAAUUGCUCAGUAGUGGCAGCAGUAAGGACAAUGUACCCAAUCACUCUCUGUAUUGCUGUUUCAAACUGUUGUUUUGAUCCUAUAGUUUACUACUUUACAUCGGACACAAUUCAGAAUUCAAUAAAAAUGAAAAACUGGUCUGUCAGGAGAAGUGACUUCAGAUUCUCUGAAGUUCAUGGUGCAGAGAAUUUUAUUCAGCAUAACCUACAGACCUUAAAAAGUAAGAUAUUUGACAAUGAAUCUGCUGCCUGAAAUAAAACCAUUAGGACUCACUGGGACAGAACUUUCAAGUUCCUUCAACUGUGAAAAGUGUCUUUUUGGACAAACUAUUUUUCCACCUCCAAAAGAAAUUAACACAUGGACAUUUUAAAGUCUUUAGUAUAAAGAAAAUUUGUAUUCAAUGUGUUAAGCAUUAACAUGUAUUUUAUUUGUGUAUCCACUCCAUCUGAUUUUUCUGAGCCAUUUUGAUUUGUUCCUUCAUUAAAAAAAUCUCUUAAAGUUA